UUUUUAGAUCCUAUUAAUAAUAGAUGUAAAACAAUAGAUGUAGAGACCUUUUUCCAGUUUUCCUAAAGUUUUCAAUGGGUAAAAGCAAUAACAAGUCCGAGGUAAUUUGAUGGUAGCAAAUGACACUCGGACACUCGAUCUCACUCGUUGGGAAGAACCGGAGCGGAAUCGCUAGAUUCCAAGCCACAACAUUAGGACGCCCGCAAGGUUUUCGAUCAAAUGCCGCACUGGAAUCACUCACCAAAGCUCGUGAAGAACGUACCCAAAACUUAGUUCUCUACAACUAUCCUUCUUUUUCCGGAGCAUUCUCAGCUCUAUUUGCUCACCUUUUUCAUCGCCACCUCAAUAUCCCAUGCCUCAUCUUGCCCUUCUCAUCCGUCGAACCUUUCAGGGUUGAAGAUUUGCGUAUUGAUGGAGUUGAGAAAUAUUACUUUCUUGAUUUUCUUGGCCCAAAAGGAUUUGCAGCUGAGCUUUCACGGCGGACAUCAUGCCAGGUGAUAGGAUUUGAUCACCGAAAGUCCACACUGUCUGAUAUCCAUUUGUAUGAGGAUCAUAACAGCAAUCUUACAUACCAUGUCAAUUUGGAGAAGAGCAGUUCAUCUGCUGUAUAUGACUAUUUCUGUGCCAAGCUAUCAGAAACGAGGUCUAAUAAUGGGCAUAAUGCAAAUCUAUUGAACAGUGAAGAUCAAGAAAGAGUGGAAAUGGUCCUUAAAUACAUUGAGGAUGGAGACCUUCGAAGGUGGAGCUUUCCAGAUAUCAAAGAAUUCAAUAUUGGACUCUCCAUUUGGCGUUCAAAGUUGAAUUGCAUCACAAAUCCACAUAUGUUUGAACAGUUGAUGAAGAUUAACGUGAUGAAUUUAGUUGCACAUGGAAGUGCUACCAUAGCUGAUCAAGAGAGUUUAUCAUCUAAAUUUAUGGAAAAGGUGUUUAGAGUUAGGUUGGGCAGAGGAUUAUAUGGGGAGUGUUUGGGGGUUAGAAUCGAUGGAAACCCUAAUUUAAGUGAUGAAAUCGGCAAGAAACUCAGCAUAAAAAGUGAAGCAGCUGGUUUGAGGCCUAUUGGAGCAGUUGUUUACAUGCAAGGGAAAAAUCUUAAAAUGUGUCUGCGAAGUAAAGAUAGCUCCACUGAUACAUCUGUGAUUGCAAAGGUAUAUGGUGGAGGAGGUUCUCCUAGUUCAAGCUCAUUUAUAAUUCGGAUGGAUGAGUACAAUGUAUGGCUUUCUGAGAAUAAUAAUUGAAGAAGGGUUAUAAUCACCAGCGUUUUCUAAUGGUAUCGUCUUCUUCAACGGUCAAGGAGGCGACAUUGGCAUUUGGAUUUCCUGACCGUGAGAAGCCCAACUUCGACAAAGGCAUAUCUUCAUCUUGUUCAUGACUGUCUGUAUGUUCAUCAUAUCUUGAAUUCGAACUCGACUGUCUGUAUGUUCAUUAGAUCUUCAAUAGUCAAGGCUAGGGUUUUCUAACAA
Lactuca sativa (garden lettuce) is the source of this 1460-nucleotide messenger RNA. RefSeq names its product heat shock protein. NCBI's taxonomy places the organism in Eukaryota, Viridiplantae, Streptophyta, Magnoliopsida, Asterales, Asteraceae. The record is from RefSeq and is a predicted model, not a curated record.